This is a messenger RNA of Trametes versicolor FP-101664 SS1, 1708 nucleotides long. Its product is annotated as Metallo-dependent hydrolase. Gene Ontology annotation, cellular component: cytosol. The transcript is spliced from 8 exons. NCBI's taxonomy places the organism in Eukaryota, Fungi, Basidiomycota, Agaricomycetes, Polyporales, Polyporaceae. Gene Ontology annotation, biological process: guanine metabolic process. Gene Ontology annotation, molecular function: guanine deaminase activity; zinc ion binding. Bases 98 to 1708 code for a protein of 536 amino acids. The record is from RefSeq and is a predicted model, not a curated record.
CACGGACGACGUCACAAAACCUGCCAUAGCUUAAAGCUUCGAGCUCGGCCAAACAGAUUAUCAGACCCCCCGGAAACCCAGCAGUGUAACCAGGCAAAUGACGACGGUAUUCUACGGCGCACUCUUCACCCCAGUGUCGCUCAGAGAGUACCGCACGCUGUCCCACGCGCUGCUCGCGGUCGCGCGCGACUCGGGCGACAUUGCGUGGGUCGAGGACGACGUGCACCCGAGCGCGCUGAAAGACACGCUCGCGCGCCACGGGCUCACGGAAGACGUCGACCUCAUCGAGCUCAAGCUUGGCGAGUUCCUGAUGCCCGGCUUCAUCGACACGCACAUUCACGCACCGCAGGUGCCGAACAUGGGGAGUGGCCAGGAGUACGAGCUCCUGGACUGGCUCAACCACGUUACCUUUCCUAUGGAGGCGCGCUUCGCGGACGCGGACUUUGCAAAGCGGACGUACACGUCUGCUAUCAAGCGUACGAUUGACUACGGGUCGACGACAUGUUGCUAUUACGGCACGCUGCAUCUAAACGGGACGAAAGCCCUCGCGGACGUGAUACAUACAUACGGGCAGCGAGCAUUCGUCGGGAAGUGCAACAUGGACCGGAAUCCUCCCGGCGACAGCUCCGAGCUCUCUGCGGACGCGAUCACCGCUCCCACCUACGUCGAACCCUCUGCGAACGCGUCCAUCGACGCCACGAACGCGCUCAUCAAGUACAUCCGCGCGCUGCCGCCACCACCCGGAGGCGCAGAGCCGCUCGUGCGCCCGAUCCUCACGCCUCGCUUCGCGCUAUCGUGCUCGCACGAGCUGCUCGGAAAGCUGAGAAAGGUCGCCGUGGAAGAUCCGGGCCUGCACAUCCAGACGCACAUCUCGGAAAAUGCACGCGAGAUCGCGUUAACGCUCGAGCAGUUCCCGCCCGAUUCGCUGCCUGCGCCCCCGACGCCGCUCCCAGUGGUGGAUGAUGUGAACGGCGCGAAGGCAAAGAAUGAGGGCGGGACGUAUGCGGGCGUGUACGAUGCGUUCGGGCUGCUGAGGAAGAACACGGUGCUCGCGCACGCGGUGCACCUCAAUGAGGAAGAGGUGGCGAUCAUCAAGGCAAGGGGGGCAGGCAUCAGCCACUGUCCGACGAGCAACUUCAACUUACGCAGCGGGUGCGCGCCCGUCGGGAUGCUGCUCGACUAUGGUAUCAAAGUGAGUCUCGGGACGGACGUGUCGGGCGGAUUCUCGCCCUCGAUCCUCGUCGCCGUGCAGCACGCCAGCAUGUGCUCCAAGGUCGUUGCGAUGCAGUCGCCCACCCCACCCGACAACACGAGCAUGGGCUCCGAAGUCGUUGCGAUGCAGUCUUCCAGUACACCCCUCAAGUUCGCCAACCAACAGCUGUCAGUCGCGACGUUGUUCUACCUCGCGACGCAGGGCGGCGCGGACGUGUGCGACAUGCGGGACCGCAUCGGCUCGCUCGUGUCCGGGAAGGCGUUUGACGCGCUCGUGGUGAGCGUACGCAACGACGCGGGGAACCCGGCGAUAUGGGGCGUAGACAUGGACCCCGAGCUCGGCGUGCGGGACGGGGAGAAGAGCGAGGCGGUCGACCUGGAUAACCUCCUGGAGCGGUUCCUGUUCUGCGGGGACGACCGGAACAUCCAGCGGGUGUACGUGCAGGGCCGGUUUAUCGGCGGGAAGGAGCACACAGCGAAAAUGAAGGAGAAUUGA